Plasmodium yoelii is the source of this 801-nucleotide messenger RNA. RefSeq names its product fam-a protein. Lineage: Eukaryota; Apicomplexa; Aconoidasida; Haemosporida; Plasmodiidae. The record is from RefSeq and is a predicted model, not a curated record. The coding region runs from base 1 to 801 and encodes 266 amino acids. The transcript is spliced from 6 exons.
AUGAAUAAGUUUUAUAUUAAAAUUGUUUUUUUUCUUUUAACCAUCCCCCUAUGUGUUAAUAAUAAAACCCUUGUAAUCGAGCUUUCUCUAAAAAAAGAUACAAAACCCAAAUCAAUAAAUCAUUAUCAUACCAAUGAUAGUUCAGAAGAAGUAUAUGAAAAAAACAAACACCUAUUAUGUAACGAUCCCAAAGAAACUAAAAAUGCAUGCAACGUUAUGAAAGAAGCUUUAAUACAAUUAGAAUAUCAUACUACAAAUAUAGUUGAUUAUGGAUUAUAUAAAAUAUAUUAUACUGAUUAUGUGCGCUUUGAUAAUUAUAAUAAAAUAAUAAACAAGUAUUGGGAUCCCGAUAGUGAUCAUUUUUUGUAUAUAGGCUCGGUUAAAAGAAAAAUUGUCCGUAUGUACACUCCAAAUUUAGUAAUGAUACAACAACGUUCCAGAAAAUGGCCAUGGUCUCGUGAGAAAUAUUUUUAUGCUUUAGCUGCAAAAUUUGAAAUAUCAGAAAACAAAACUAUAAUUGUCAUGACUUCAGCAAAUAUAAAUGAUCACAACCCUUCCAAUGAAAAAUAUGAAAACGAAAUCGUAAAAAGCGCAAAUUUAUUCAAAACUGACAUUAAUUCUGAAGAUGACAUUAGAAAAGGAUACUUAAAAAAAACAUUUGUUAAUAUAGCUGGAUAUAUCAUUGAAAAAAAAGACAAAUAUCUUGAUGUCACCCAUGUCGAAUCUAUUGAUCGCUAUGCCCCCAGUUUCCUAAAUCGAAUGAUUAGAAAAGCUUUAAAUAAUUUUUUCCCUCAAAAAUAA